AAACCCUCCUCUGAAGUUAUGGCAAAGCCAUCGGUUCUCCGGCAUAACGCCACCUCCGGCCACCUUGAUUAUCAGACAUGGAUUUUGAAAGUUUACAUCCAUUGCGAAGGAUGCAAGAAGAAAGUGUUCAAAGUUCUUCAAAGCAUCGACGGUGUUUAUAAGACCGAAAUUGAUUCAAAGCAACAUAAAGCUAUAGUUAGUGGAUCCGUCGACGGUAACACUCUGGUCCAGAAGCUUCUGAAAUCCGGUAAACAUGCCGAGAUUUUGCCGGAAAGUUUUGAAGCUACGCCGGCGGCAGAUAGUGGUUCGGAAAAGUCAAAAAAGAAGAAACAGAUCAACAAACAGAAGGAUGGCGUAACAAAAGGUGACGAUAAGGAAAAUGUGAACGACGAAAAGAAAGAAGAAUCUGAAGCUACGACGACUGACGGAAGUGACGCCGGAAACAGUCAGGAAGUAUCUCAGCCACCUGUCGCCGGCGGUGACGCUAACGGUAACGGUGGAGGUGGUAAAAAGAAGAAAAAUAAAAAAACUAAAGGUGAUAAAAAGGACGGUGAUACACCACCGAACGGUGAAACUGACGGUGCAACCACCGGCAAUGCACCGGCGAACACCGGAGUAACGCGAGAGAAUGUAGAAGCUUUUAUGGAGAAAUUAAAUCUCAACCCUCCAAUUAAUCAGAUGGUGUACGCUAGGCCGUACGAUCUACCACCGUAUCAUAACUACUAUCCUACUCCGGCGUAUGGGAUGAGUUACAAUACAUCUUACCCGAGCACUGAAUCUUCAUACUAUACACCACCGGUGUACGGAUACGCUCAAUCUCAUCCGUCCGUUUAUUAUCCUCCGCCACCACCCCCAUGGUAUUAUCCUAGGAGCGCGUUUGAUGAUGAAAAUCAGGAUGGAAGGGUUUGCACCAUCAUGUGAUGCAACACUAAUUCGGUUAUAAUCUUCGAACAAUAGGUGCCAUCUAUAAGUUUGUUGGACAUAUUACAUAUUAUUAUAUAUAUGUAUUAAAGUUUUUUAAGUGUGUUGAUCGUUUGUAUAACUGUAAUUUUUAAA
Messenger RNA from Cynara cardunculus var. scolymus (artichoke), 1056 nucleotides. RefSeq names its product heavy metal-associated isoprenylated plant protein 36-like. The record is from RefSeq and is a predicted model, not a curated record. The transcript is spliced from 3 exons. NCBI's taxonomy places the organism in Eukaryota, Viridiplantae, Streptophyta, Magnoliopsida, Asterales, Asteraceae. Bases 19 to 921 code for a protein of 300 amino acids. Gene Ontology annotation, molecular function: metal ion binding.